Messenger RNA from Cuscuta campestris, 1015 nucleotides. NCBI's taxonomy places the organism in Eukaryota, Viridiplantae, Streptophyta, Magnoliopsida, Solanales, Convolvulaceae. The record is from the annotation of a GenBank genome assembly.
CUACAAACUUUUACGACAACUGCUCUCCAUCCCGGAACAAACUUCUCACAGAAAAUCUGCGGCUCUACCUUCUUCUUCCUUCUUGGCUGGCGAUUGGGAUUUCAGAAUUUCUGUCUUCUUCGCUGAGAUCCAGGGACGCCAAGACAGAGAUGCUGCAGUGCUUCUUCUGUUCUUCCAUUCUUCUUUGUUGAGUAAUAGCGUAAGUAAUUCAGGAUGAGACAAUAAGGGAAGCAAUUAAGCAAACAAUACUGCAAGCCGGGAGAAAGUGAAAAUAAGAUUACAGAUUUCUUCUGCGCAAGGUCUAGAACAAAAAUAUCAAACACUAAGGGAGAAAAGAAAGGAACAGGUAAGAGAGGCCUAGGAGAGUGUGUGAACAGGCAAUGAUGACAACCAGAGGAGACAACUCUAGUGCUUUGUGUACUUGCAUGCUGUUAAGGAGUGGAAGAGUUAUUGGAGAAACAAUUGAGCUAGGUUACAAUCACCAGGUAAGUGUGGCUGGACUUGACUCUUUUAAUUUCCAAACGUGUGAAGCUGUGCCUGAGUCUGGUUGUGAAGUUUCCAACGUGUUUGUUGCUGAUUCUGAAUCUGAUUUUGAGAUAAUAUUUGGAAACCUUUUUGAAGUCAAAACUGAACAAAAAAUGGCUACUUUGAAAGAACUUGCUGACCCUGAUUUAAAUGUUCAACCUUUGGCUAUUACUUACACUGAAUUGGAAAAACCUUUAAAGCUGAAUUCUGGGUUUAUAAAUCUUUUGCCUAAGUUUCAUGGUCUUCCUGGAGAGGAUUCCUUCAGGCACAUCUCUUAAUUUCUGAUUACCUGUGAUGCUAUGUCACCGGAGCCUUUCCCCCUGGAAUGCCUAGUUCAUUAAGAGAAAAGAUUCAAUCUCAAGCAAGGUUUUACAUUUGGGAUAACCCAUACCUGUGGAAAAUGUGCUCUGAUCAAGUGGUAAGAAAGUGUGUAGGAGAUUAUGAGAUAAAUUCAAUUUUGCAUUUUUGUCACACUUUAGAGGGUGGGGGA